This is a messenger RNA of Physella acuta, 576 nucleotides long. RefSeq names its product perlucin. The record is from RefSeq and is a predicted model, not a curated record. Lineage: Eukaryota; Metazoa; Mollusca; Gastropoda; Physidae.
UCGUUCUGACCGACACAACAAUGCUGUUUACAAACUUGGUUAUUUUUUUGUUGGUUAGUUCGAUUGUGGCUACGGAAAAUUCAGGGUGUCAAUGGGUCCAUUCAGUGAAGAUAGGUCGCAACUGCUACACUUUUUUCAACAUGAAGUACAAUUUUGCUGAAGCAUGGGGAUUAUGUAAAUCACUAUACCUGUCUGGGUCACUACCUGUGCAUUUGAACUACAUUAGUUUGGCCAGGCUGAGCAGCUAUAUGCACGGUAUCAACCGAAACACCACCUCCUGGGUUGGCCUGAUCCGACAAGGCUUGACAACCUGGACGUGGACGGACAACACGACGGCCUCCGUGUCAGAUCUCUGGGACGACAACCAGCCAGACAACUGGAACCGCUCCGAGAACUGCGCCCACCUCCGCCACAACUGGAAGCUCAACGACGUCAGCUGUCUCCAAGAGAUGAGCUUCUUCUGUCAGGAACCACAGAUGCCACGGUCCUAUCGCCCAGUGUAACAGUCCACGAUUGAUCCAGCACGCUCAAGUCUACCCUCUCCACAGCUCAUCAAGCAAUAAAAUAAGUUUCCUG